This is a messenger RNA of Blepharisma stoltei, 724 nucleotides long. Lineage: Eukaryota; Ciliophora; Heterotrichea; Heterotrichida; Blepharismidae. The record is from the annotation of a GenBank genome assembly.
AUGGAUCGAACACCAGGAGGAAGUUUCCCAAAUAAAUAUUCACCAUUUAGCCAAUUUUGCUUGAAUUCUUUAUCUCCUUUGCAACAAAGUUUACAAUCCCCUUCUCAAGCUAUGGACUUAGACUCUCCUUUUGUUUCUCAGCAAAAUCACGCCCAGCCAUUCUUGCAGCUUUUUGACAAUUCUCAAGCUAUCCCAGCUAAAACUUGUGUAUGCAUAUCUUUUCCUGAUUCAAAACUAUUUUCUCUAAAAUUGAAUUUUCUAUUUUUUAUAUGAAUUAAAACUUUAUUUGUCGGCUUCAACUCCAUUUACUUAUAUAAAUCAUAAAUGCCGAAAGACUUUUUGUUUAAAGCUGUACUGUGACUGUUUUGCAAGAGGUGAAUACUGUGGAGGCUGCGGGUGUAUGGAGUGCAAAAAUCUCCCUGAAUUCGAAAACGAAAGACGAGAAGCAAAAACCUUUGUACUUGAUAGGAACCCAGAAGCCUUUCGAAGAAGCGAAGUCCAAGUCCCAAUAGUUGGCUGCAACUGUCGUAGAUCAGGAUGCUUGAAAAAAUAUUGUGAAUGCUAUGCCAAUGGAAAAUCAUGCAAUAGUUCUUGCAGAUGCGAUGGAUGCUUAAAUGCUAAAUGCUUGCUUUGUUUUUAUCAUGUUUUAAAUUAUUAAAUAAAUCAUUUAAAUAUAAUUAAAUUAUGCUUUUUUUUUAAUUGCCAGUGGAGUAAGCAAAUGUAA